AUGUUAGAUGGUACAAUCUCCCAGACUGGUCGCAUUUGGCACCAGGUUAAUCUCACGGUCUCGGCCAAUGGCCAUCCCCACUCCAUUCCUUUCCUAGUCUGCCCCAUAGGCAAUACCCCCGCAAUUUUGGGUAUGACCUGGCUCAUCCAAGAAUCACCACUCAUUGACUGGGCCCUAGGGACUGUCACAUUCCCCGAUCAGGUGCAAAUCGCAUCGGAAGAAGAAGCAGACCCCAAUCCCUUGGUGGAACUACCCACACAGUACCACAAAUUUGCCAAGGUGUUUGGGGAAGAAGAAUUUAAGGUGCUUCCCCCACAUCGGGAAUAUGAUAUCUCCAUUGAUCUGGUCCCUGAUGCUAAAUUAACCCCUGGCCCCAUAUAUGGCAUGACUGAUGCGGAAUCGAAGGCCCUCAAACAGCACAUUGAUGAGGAGUUAGCCACAGGAAAGAUCCGCCCCAGUACCUCUUUGGCCGGCGCCCCAGUCAUGUUUGUCAAAAAGGCGGAUGGUUCCCUCAGACUGGUUGUGGAUUAUAGAAAACUCAAUGACGUCACCCACAAGAACGUCUACCCACUACCAAGGCAAGACGAUCUCAUGGCCAAAUUAAGACAUGCCAAGUUGUUUACCAAACUGGACUUACGUUGGGGUUACAAUAAUGUCCGAGUCAAGGAAGGAGAUGAAUGGAAAACGGCUUUUAGGACUAAAUAUGGGCUCUUCGAAUACCUAGUAAUGCCCUUUGGUCUUACAAAUGCCCCGGCCGCUUUCCAACAUUUCAUGAACAACCUAUUCAGGGACCUUAUUGACGUCACAGUGGUCAUCUAUUUGGACGACAUCCUGAUCUUUUCGGAGAAUCCAGAAGAGCACCCGCCCAUGUACAAGAAGUCCUAUCCAGACUAA
Messenger RNA from Rhizoctonia solani, 894 nucleotides. Its product is annotated as Reverse transcriptase (RNA-dependent DNA polymerase). The coding region runs from base 1 to 894 and encodes 297 amino acids. The transcript has a single exon. NCBI's taxonomy places the organism in Eukaryota, Fungi, Basidiomycota, Agaricomycetes, Cantharellales, Ceratobasidiaceae. The record is from RefSeq and is a predicted model, not a curated record.